UGGGUGGAGGAGGGGCAGUCGAGGCUAGAGACCACACCUACACCGAGGUGGGCAUACGGAGCAACGCCACCCCCACCCAGUGCCUGGAUGACGGCUUGUACGAGAGCGUGGGGGUCCGGGAAGGUGACGCGGCCCCCAAGGUGCCGUCACCCCCCCCCGCCCACGACAAACAGCACGCCGGCGUCGGUCCGAGCCUCCCAGAGCCCCCCCACCCAGGCCAACGGAGCGCGCUGUGGGGCGGUGAACGGCGGCAGAGGGAACGGCACCGGCACCGGGCCGAUGGCGGGAGGAGGCAACGGGGUCAACAGGUCCCCCGUGUCCUCUGUCAACUCGCUCGCCACCCAAGAUCCCACCGCCGCCGAGUACGCUUCCAUACGCAAGUUCAGAAAGGUGGACAAGGCGAACCGGAAGGAGAACGCCGGGGCCGACGGUCAGUCCGACGGCCAGUCGAGUGUGAGCGACUCGCCCUCCGCGGCGGCCCCCCCUCCCCCGCCCCCGCCGCCGCCGCCGCUGCAGCGCGGCCAGGACGUUCCUCGCAAAGGGCCGGAGACGUUUCACCUGCACUCCUUUCCCAAGGAGGCCGUGUUCAUGGGCAACGGGGAGCAGUACAUCUGGAAGCCUCCGGAGGAAGAUGACAUCAUCACCUUGCACCCGCCCCCACUGCGCGCAGACAGCCUGCAGGGGCACCCGUCCCCCCCCACCGCAAAAGAGAUCGCAGACACCUACUCCAUCGUGUGCAAAGCCCAGAAGAAGAAACCCCCCGUGGAAAGCAACGGCUCCAAGACCCUCCCGCGCUCCUUCGGCGGAGGCUCCCGGGGCCGGGGCCGGGGCGUCCAGCAGGGCCAGGCGCGUUCCCAGGAGGAGCCCGGCUACGAGCCGGUGGUCGACCGGUCCUGGCCCGCCGAGUCCGACCCGGCGUACGCCACCAUCGACGCCCACCGGAAGCGGGAGCCGGCGGGAGCCAGCAACGGCACGGCGGGGGGUUCCGCCACCCUCAAGAGGAAGAAGCAGCCCGCUCUGCAGCAGCCACCGGCGCCGCCCGCCAGAGGGCCCCCCGGCGGGGAAAACUUCUACGAGAGCAUCGGCGAUGUGAAGCAAGGGGCCAGCAGCUCCAGCACCACCACCAUCUUCACCUUCAAUGACGGGAUGGAGAUGUACGUCACCGGCCUGUAGCCGGCGGACAGAACCCCCCUCCCCCCCCCCUUCUGUACAUAGACACGAGGCCCAUCAGGAGGAUCCAGUCUGUGAUGACAUCAGGUACAAACAGGGUCUAAAUCCAGGGUCAGACACCCUCCUCGAUUGCUUCAGAACCAGCCUCAUCCAGCCGCAGUGUGGACCAAGGAGUCCAAAUAGACCAUGAUCACCUGUUUGUGCAGCGCUUUCCAUAAUAUUUCUAUUUUUAUAUGAACACUGUACUCUCCAAAGAGUAUGUGGUGUAGAAGAACACACUUUAAUAUAUUUAUGUAUAUAUAUAUGUGUGUAUUUAUAUACAUAUAUAUAUAAAUAUAAAUAAAUAAAAUAUGUGCAUGCAUUGUGCAAUCACACAUCUGAAAAUAGUAGUAGCAAGGAAUAUUCUAUAUAUAUUUGGAGUAUGAGGCGCAUUGUUGUUGUUGUCCCCCACACACACACACACACGCACACACACACCUCAUAGUGGAGCAGACUUUGAGCAGAUUUGGGGUACUUAGCUCUCCCCGAGCAAACCUCUGAAAGAGGUUAUCUGUCGGUGCGAGUGCGAGGCUGAAGUCCCUCGUAACGUGGCCUCCACCUAUUAGCGGUGAUCAAUAACGUGAUAGCCGCCGAAACAAUUGCUCAAUAAUGUGACCUCCUAUCAACAUCCCACGCUCGGGUUCAACAAACAUCCGGAACAUCCAGAAGGUCCGGCGACACACCUCCACUGACACCCGUCUCCCUGUGACGCCGUGGCUUCCAUUUACAAUCAAAGAACCCUUUUUUGGGAAGUUCACCAAAGAUGUUGAAAGCUUUGCCCUCCACAAAACACACCUUUCACAGGUGGCUUUGAGUGUAGGUAGAACCCGCUGAAAGGAUCCCAAGUGGAACUUUUGUUCAAGGUUCUACCUUAAACCCAAUUGGGUUCUCCUGUGCAUGGUUCUGCUGUGCGCCGCUGCUCCUCAGGGUGUCCUCGGAGGGUCCCUGCCGGGUCGAGCGAUCGCGUCGGGGGCCUCCAAUCGGUUGUGCAAGUUUGGGGGACACGUUUCACAAAAAUAAAACUUUUCCUGGGAAAAGUGGAAGAAGAAGAAUAUUUUUAGAGAAAUAAUAAGGAAGUGAAAGAGGGUCCAAAAUGAGGAGGCUUCAUCGGGUGCUUCUAGAAAUUAAUCAGAUCUUAUGAGCCUUUCUGAUCUUCUUGCACUGGACGCUGUGGAGAGGUCUCGCCUUCAUCAACGUUGGUCUCAAGUCAAAGCCGAGGGCUCGGACUCCAAAACAGAGCGCUGGAAACAAAAAAAACACCAGCGGGCACAUUUCAGACCCCCGACCCCUGACCUCUGCCCCCCCCCCCCCCCCACCCCCACCCUCGACCCUGUUUGCACUGAGAUGUCUUUUCCAUGUAGCUUUGGCGAACAUUAAUGAAAGAAUAAUUAAUAACUGAAGAAGAAUCAAAUAUUAGAGACUUAAUAAGAGGUGAUGAAGAUGAGCUGUGAUGAAGAUGAGAGGUGAUGAAGAUGAGAGGUAAAGAAGAUGAGCGUGAUGAAGGAGGAGAUGUGAGGAGGGAUGAGAGGUGAUGAAGGGUGAGAGGCUAGGAAGGAUGAGAGGUGAGGAAGAUGAGCUGGGAUGAAGAUGAGAGGUGAUGAAGAUGAGAGGUGAUGAAGCCUCACAGGGGUCGUGUCAGAUGUAAACUACGUGUCACUGUGUAUUUCACUGCACUGUUUUUCCUUCGGAUGGACCCAUUGGUCGAGAAGCUCACCCCACUGCCAUGAAAAAAGCACCUUUAUGUUGUUGGUGCAAAUAUUUCCUGCUUGAUCAAAAAAAAAAGAAAAAAGAAGUGCAUGCUUUGAUAUAUGAAGAUAAAAAACAAAUAUUGUGGUACUUUUUGAUCUCUUGUUAAACUUUCCUGUUUUGUUUUUUCGCCAUGUGAUGCAAAGCAGCAUUCAGGGGGGGGGGUGUAUUCUUCUCCUUCCAAAAGCAGCAACUUGGGGGAGUAGGAGGAGAGUUUAGGGGGAAGAGAGAGGAGCCUCUGGGAGAGUAAGAAAGAGAGAGGGGGGGUGAGGGGGUGUAAAACCGACCCUAACCCCCCCCCCCCCCCUUCUCAAGCACACACACACAGCAUCGCCAAGACGUGUUUCCAGUCUAAGUGGGGGUGAAGCACAAUUAGGUCUGCCCUCCCCUCCCUCUCUCCCCCCUCCAGUUUGAGUCUGUCCUGCAAUAACACUGACCUCACUUUUUUCCUUUGACGUUGUGAGGGGCUCAGGGAGUGAUAAUGGGGGGGAGGGGGGGGCAUAGCACCAUCAGCUACUGUCUGAUAUGAGAGACGUCGGUUCAGGCUUCCCUGAGCCACGAUGAGGCCUGUUAUUCCUUUCUUCUCUUUUGUUUUGCUCUGGUUCUCACUUUAUGUGUCACAUUUUCUUUAUCCAGAGAGAAAGCACUGAUUCAUAUAUAUAGAUCUAUAUAUUUAGAUCUAUAUAUAUAGAUCCAUAUAUAUACAUAGUUGAAUACAGUACACACUGUUGGAGGCGGAUGUUCGUUGCACAAACAAAUACAGAAUGGAGAUGUAAAUGUGUAAGAUACUCUGUUGCUGUUCUGAUGUUGUUCCAAUGUGACAUACAGUAUAUUUGUUGAGAAAAAAAAAGAUGGUUAUCACAGACACGUUGUACUUUGUGGAUGCAAAAAAAUGUUCAUGCUUUCCAUUCAAAUACAGAUGCUGUUUGUUAAUUGUCUUCAUAAUUAUGGGCCAAUACUGCUGUGACAGCUGUAGCCAACGUUGUAUGUUCUUAAAGCACAGGGUUUAGUUUGAAAAUUAUUGAAUAUAAUAAAGUAUAGUGUAACAGUGCAGAUAUGCAAAAGAUUGUAAUGUUUUAUAUUAACCUUCAUAAAAUAUUAAAGUGAGUUUUUACUUUUCUAAUAAAGUGGCACAGUAUAACGUG
Pungitius pungitius (ninespine stickleback) is the source of this 4100-nucleotide messenger RNA. RefSeq names its product splicing factor, arginine/serine-rich 19. The record is from RefSeq and is a predicted model, not a curated record. Gene Ontology annotation, cellular component: plasma membrane; membrane raft. The coding region runs from base 88 to 1173 and encodes 361 amino acids. The transcript is spliced from 5 exons. NCBI's taxonomy places the organism in Eukaryota, Metazoa, Chordata, Actinopteri, Perciformes, Gasterosteidae. Gene Ontology annotation, biological process: intracellular signal transduction; negative regulation of T cell activation.